GGCAGACACUCACCAUGGGGCGCCUGGAGCUGGCCGUCUUGGGCCUCACCUGCUGCUUGGCAGUGGCAAGUGCCGCGAAGCUGGGUGCCGUGUACACGGAAGGCGGUUUUGUGGAAGGCGUCAACAAGAAGCUCAGCCUCUUGGGUGGGGACUCUGUGGACAUCUUCAAGGGCAUCCCCUAUGCCACCGCCGAGACCCUGGAGAACCCCCAGCGCCACCCUGGCUGGCAAGGAACCCUGAAGGCCAAAGACUUCAGGAAGCGGUGCCUGCAGGCCACCAUCACCCAGGACAACACCUACGGGGACGAAGACUGCCUCUACCUCAACAUCUGGGUCCCCCAGGGCAAGAAGCAAGUCUCCCGCAAUCUGCCUGUGAUGAUCUGGAUUUACGGGGGUGCCUUCCUCAUGGGGUCCGGCCAUGGAGCUAACUUCCUCAGUAACUACUUGUACGACGGGGAGGAAAUCGCCACUCGUGGCAACGUCAUUGUGGUCACCUUCAACUACCGCGUGGGCCCCCUGGGCUUCCUCAGCACUGGGGAUGCCAGCCUGCCAGGUAACUAUGGCCUUCGCGACCAGCACAUGGCUAUUGCCUGGGUGAAGCGGAACAUCGCAGCCUUUGGAGGGGAUCCCGAUAACAUCACCAUCUUUGGGGAAUCUGCCGGAGGCGCCAGCGUCUCUCUGCAGACCCUCUCCCCCUACAACAAGGGCCUCAUCCGGAGAGCCAUCAGCCAGAGUGGUGUGGCGCUGAGCCCCUGGGCCAUCCAACACAACCCGCUCUUCUGGGCAGAAAAGAUUGCGAAGAAGGUGGGAUGCCCCACAGAGGACACCGACAGGCUGGCCAGGUGUCUGAAGGUCACUGACCCUCGCGCCCUGACGAUGGCCUACAAGUUGCCGCUGGCUGGCCUGGAGUACCCCAUAGUGCAUUACCUGGGCUUUGUCCCUGUGGUCGAUGGAGACUUCAUCCCUGAUAACCCCAUCAACCUGUACGCCAAUGCUGCCGACAUCGACUACUUAGCGGGCACCAACAACAUGGAUGGACAUCUCUUUGCCACUGUUGACAUGCCAGCCAUCGACAAGUCCAACAAGGACAUCACGGAGGAGGAUUUCUACAGGAUGGUCAGCGGCCUCACCAUCACCAAGGGGCUCAGAGGUGCUAGUGCCACCUUCGACAUCUACACCGAGCCCUGGGCUCAGGACCCAUCCCAGGAGACCAAGAAGAAGACUGUGGUGGACUUGGAGACGGACGUCCUCUUUCUGGUUCCCACGGAGAUAGCCCUGGCGCAGCACAAAAUGAAUGCCAAGAGUGGCCGGACCUACUCCUACCUGUUCUCCACCCCCUCUCGGAUGCCCAUCUACCCCAAAUGGAUGGGGGCGGACCACGCGGACGACCUGCAGUAUGUGUUUGGCAAGCCCUUCGCCACGCCCCUGGGCUACCGCACCCAAGACAGGACCAUCUCCAAGGCCAUGAUUGCUUACUGGACCAACUUUGCCAAAAGUGGGGACCCCAACAUGGGCCACUCGCCUGUGCCCACACACUGGUACCCCUACACCAUGGAGAACGGUAACUACUUGGAGAUCACCAAGAAGAUGAACAGUCAGUCCAUGAAGGAGCACCUGAGGACCAAGUACGUGCAGUACUGGAAUACGACUUACCAGGAGCUGCCCACCAUGCCCCCCGUGGAUGACUCCCAGACUGCCCCCGAGCCCCCCGUGGAUGACUCCCAGGCCGCCCCGGUGCCCCCGGUGGAUGACUCCCAGACUGCCCCCGAGCCCCCAGCAGACAACCCUGAAGGAGCUCCAAUGCCUGUUGUCAUUGGCUUUUAGUGUCUCAAGAGUCUUGGCCCCAAGAGGCCAUGAGGGUGGGACCCAGCCCCGCCUCUGGAAUAAAACCUCAGUUCUCUCCAUCUC
This is a messenger RNA of Dipodomys ordii (Ord's kangaroo rat), 1907 nucleotides long. RefSeq names its product carboxyl ester lipase (gene Cel). The record is from RefSeq and is a predicted model, not a curated record. Lineage: Eukaryota; Metazoa; Chordata; Mammalia; Rodentia; Heteromyidae. Gene Ontology annotation, cellular component: synapse; cell surface; postsynaptic specialization membrane. Gene Ontology annotation, molecular function: neurexin family protein binding; signaling receptor activity; sterol ester esterase activity. The transcript is spliced from 11 exons. Gene Ontology annotation, biological process: synaptic vesicle endocytosis; presynaptic membrane assembly; neuron cell-cell adhesion. Bases 15 to 1823 code for a protein of 602 amino acids.